AUGUCAAAUUCCCAAGCUUCAUCAUCUCAAACAGAUAUAAAUCUAAGUAACAUAUUGUCGAAAUUAACAGAUAUCCAUUCAGACACACAAACAAUUCCAAUAGGUGGUGUACAUGGUGGUAAAAUCGGUAAAAUAUAUGCAGAACUCUUAGGAAUGUAUUUCGAAAACACGGUCGUUGAUGUACUACUUUGGUACAUGGGAAUGAGUCGUGAGAGUUAUCUGGAAAUGUGGAAAUUGUGUCAAGAGGAAUUUAAAAAUUAUGCAAGUUUUACGAAUUUGGUUAAGUUUUGGGGAAGGAAGACUUCUGAAUGA
Molecule: messenger RNA, 312 nt
Organism: Racocetra persica
Lineage: Eukaryota; Fungi; Glomeromycota; Glomeromycetes; Diversisporales; Gigasporaceae
Source: the annotation of a GenBank genome assembly